Messenger RNA from Eruca vesicaria subsp. sativa (arugula), 1263 nucleotides. NCBI's taxonomy places the organism in Eukaryota, Viridiplantae, Streptophyta, Magnoliopsida, Brassicales, Brassicaceae. The record is from the annotation of a GenBank genome assembly.
AUGUCGAUUUCCAGCAAAGUGCUACGUGAUGAAAGACAAAGACAAAAGAAAGCAAAACAAAACACAAAGUGGUGGAAGUGUACGAACAAGUGGAACAAGUCUUCUUCUACUCCGUCUUGUGCGUUAUCUUUAUUACCAGAUGAUAUCCUUCUGAAUUGCUUAGCCAGUGUCUCAAAAUCUGACCACGCUUCCUUAUCUCUUGUCAACAAGUGGCUACGCUCUUUAACGCUUUCCCCUGACCUCUACCAUGUCAGAUCACUAACGGGUUGCACCGAGAAUUGUAUCUUCCUAUGUCUAAGCAUCCCUUCAGACCCGUUUGUACGCUGGUUCGCCUUCUAUCCGAAAAACCUAAAUAGUCCUGGUCGGUUGGUUGCAAUCCGGCCACACUUGUAUCAGCCUGAGGAAGGAUCUUCCGUGGUGGCUCAUGGCUCGGGGAUCUAUAUAAUCGGUGGGAUGAUUGGCGGGAAACGAUCCUCGAGGUUUUUUUUCCUUGAUGGGAGGUUUCAUACGUGGAGUAACCUCCCCUGCAUGGGGGAAGAUCGAGCGUUUGCGGUUGCGGGCGUGGUUGACGGGAAGAUAUACGUUUUCGGAGGGUGUGAGGAUCCGAAUUCGGAUAAAUGGGGCGAGGUUUUCGAUAUAGAGAAGCAGACUUGGGAUGUUCUGCCAAAGCGGACUAAGGAAACGUAUUCUCCGGUAAUGCAUGAAAGCUUUGUGUGGAAGGAUAAGUAUGUAUUUUCUUUGAAUGAGAAAGGCGAUGGUUUGCUCUACAAUCCGAGUGAAGGCGUAUGGAGAAAAGGGAAGUCGGAUGCUUAUAGACCUAGAAAGGGUUGGCAUGUGAUAAACAAUGUCAUUUACUGUUGUGAAACUGGUGGGAAGAUACUGUGGUGUCAGGCAAGUACUUCUAAAGUAAUGAAGUGGAAGCAGGUGAUGGGCUUGGAGGGUCUAAAGGACACUCUCUGUGCCUCCAAACUUGUCAACUAUGGUUGGGGAUUGCCGGAAGAGAAACUUGAUGAUUUGCUUCCCGGUCAUAAACUUAGCAACUCUGGUCCUAACAUGUUACUCUUCUGGGACGUGCUUGCUCCUAAGAAGUUGGAGAUUUGGUGUGCGGAGAUAUCUUUACGAUGGUGCAAAGCGAAAGGCGAGAUUGAGAUUUGGGGGAAGGUUGAGUGGUCUGAAGUAGUCAUGACGCUCGAUCCUCCUUGUCCUCUACUUCAGCAUCAGCAUCACUGUAAGAUUUUGCAUUCUGUAACCCUCAAUCUCUGA